Camelina sativa (false flax) is the source of this 1376-nucleotide messenger RNA. Its product is annotated as organic cation/carnitine transporter 2. Gene Ontology annotation, molecular function: transmembrane transporter activity. Lineage: Eukaryota; Viridiplantae; Streptophyta; Magnoliopsida; Brassicales; Brassicaceae. The record is from RefSeq and is a predicted model, not a curated record. Gene Ontology annotation, biological process: transmembrane transport. Gene Ontology annotation, cellular component: membrane.
AUAUCCGAAUGGAAUCUCCAAUGCGCCGGCUCGUUCGUCAAAGGCUUACCGGAGAGUUCUUUCUUCGUCGGAUGUUUAAUCGGAGGUUUGGUUCUCUCAACACUUGCUGAUUCUUCCUUGGGUCGUAAAAACAUGCUCUUUCUGUCGUGUCUCGUGAUGGCGAUAUCAACGAUGCUAACGGUUUUCUCACCCAACAUUUGGGUUUACGCUGUUCUACGAUUCGUUAACGGGUUUGGUCGAGCGACGAUAGGUACGUGUGCGCUUGUGCUUUCGACUGAAUUGGUUGGGAAGAAAUGGCGAGGACGAGUCGGAGUCAUGAGCUUUUUCGGAUUCAUGCUUGGUUUCUUGUCUCUUCCCCUGAUGGCUUACAUAAACAGAGGAAGCUCGUGGAGGAUUCUCUACAUAUGGACGUCGAUUCCGACAAUAAUCUACUGCGUUCUUGUUCGGUUUUUGGUCUGUGAGUCUCCAAGGUGGCUCUUCGUUAGAGGUCGUAGAGAAGAAGCUAUUUCGAUUCUCAAAAGGGUUGCUUCGAUUCCGUCGUCUACUGAUGUAAACAUUGGUGGUGCAAUAUCCAUGAGCUUUUCGAGCUUACCAUUCGAAGAGGAGGAGCAGAAGCCUAGUAAUGUUAACAUCUUCACGACCAUGAAGGCGUUGGUGGAGAAGAGAUGGGCGCUUAAGAGAUUAUCCGCGGUAAUGGCCAUUGCGUUCGGUAUUGGUUUGGUCUAUUACGGGAUGCCUUUAGCGUUAUCGAAUCUCGAUUUCAACAUCUAUUUAAGUGCCGCGUUUAAUGCGUUGAUGGAUUUACCGGCGAACCUCAUCACGCUUUUCCUCGUCGAUAAACUCAGCAGGAGAAACGCGCUUAUCGGAUUUACGGCGUUAGGAGGGAUCUCUAGCGUUCUCAUAUUUGCGUUACAGAAUAUGAGAAUCCGGAACCACGGGGCGUUACAAUUGGCACUAGAGCUAAUUUCCUACUUUAGCGCUUGUUCGGCUUUUAACAUGGAGAUGAUCUACACAAUCGAGUUGUUUCCGACAUGUGUGAGAAACUCAGCAAUUGCAAUGGCUAGGCAGGCGUUGGUGCUUGGAGGGGUUUUCAGCCCUAUCAUGGUAGCGGCUGGUCGGAAAAACGGGGUUUGGUCGUUUGGAUUGUUCGGUCUUGCUAUAGGUUUGAUGGGGUUGUUUGCGGUGGGAUUGCCAGAGACUAGAGGGAGUGAUCUAUGCGACACUAUGGAUGAGGAAGAGUGCAAAGAUCAGCGGAGCAAAAACGAUAUCACCGAUAGGGUGAUUGUUGCAUGAUAUGAUAUGUAAACUUAUUAUAUUAAUGUAAAAUCAAAUAUUAAUCACGUGAUUAUCAUUUUGUUUAUCUAACUUUAAGCUCA